Messenger RNA from Knipowitschia caucasica, 963 nucleotides. NCBI's taxonomy places the organism in Eukaryota, Metazoa, Chordata, Actinopteri, Gobiiformes, Gobiidae. The record is from the annotation of a GenBank genome assembly.
AUGCCCAAACCAAUCAACGUGCGCGUCACCAUGGUGGACGCCGAGCUGGAGUUUGCCAUCCAGCAAAACACCACUGGGAAGCAGCUCUUUGACCAGGUAGUAAAAACCACCGGACUCCGUGAAAUAUGGUAUUUUGGACUUCAGUACAUGGACGGGAAAGGAUAUCCCACAUGGCUAAAGCUGAACAAAAAGGUGAUGUCCCAAGAGGUGAAGAAGGAAAACCCUGUGCAGUUCCGGUUCUUGGCAAAGUUUUUCCCAGAGGAUGUAUCGGAGGACCUGAUCCAGGACGUCACGCAGAAGCUCUUCUUUCUUCAGAUCAAAGAGGGCAUUCUGAGUGACGAGAUCUACUGCCCUCCGGAGACCGCAGUGCUGCUUGCCUCCUACUCAGUUCAGGCCAAGUUUGGAGACUACACUAAAGGCGUGCACAAGUCUGGCUACCUGCUAUCCGAGCGCCUUCUUUCACACAGAGUGAUGGAGCAGCACAAACUUUCCAAAGACCAAUGGGAGGAGAGGAUUCAGGUGUGGCACGAGGAGCACCACGGCAUGCUCAAGGAGGAUGCCAUGUUGGAGUACCUGAAGAUUGCUCAGGAUCUGGAGAUGUACGGUGUCAACUACUUUGAUAUCAAGAAUAAGAAAGGCACCGAGCUCUGGCUGGGAGUGGAUGCCCAGGGACUUAACAUCUAUGAGAAGGACGACAGGUUAACUCCAAAGAUUGGAUUUCCCUGGAGCGAGAUCAGAAACAUUUCCUUCAAUGACAAGAAGUUCAUUAUUAAACCCAUUGACAAGAAGUCUCCAGACUUUGUUUUCCUUGCCCGCCGUCUGCGCGUUAACAAGCGCAUUCUGGAGCUGUGCAUGGGUAACCAUGAGCUGUACAUGAAGAGGAGGAGGCCUGACAGUAUCGAGGUCCAGCAGAUGAAGGCCCAGGCGCAAGAAGAAAAGCAGCAGAGGCAGAUGGAGAGGUGA